UUUAUCAGCUUCUGGUGUGUCAAAUUUAAGAAGAAGAAAAACGAAAGUGAACGUUAUUACUGACUGACUGGAAAUUUCGACUUUUAAACUUUGAUCACAUUGCAACCAGCUUUCGGUUAGAGAUCCCGAGAAAAUAUGCAGCGUAUUUUCAUUCGCUGCGGUAUCGUGAAUCUAAACACAAACUCGUUCGUCGCCUGGAAAACGGUUUAUCGUCUUUUUGCUGAAAAGACGCGACCACUGGCAGCGAUCGAGAGACAGGAACGUUUUCGAGAUGCAUCCAAUGAACUGAUCCCCAGUAUAGCUCAGCCGCAAACAGCCGGUGGCUUGGCUUCGGAAAUUUCACCAACUUCUGCCACGAUACCUCUGGCGGAUGCCGCGGUGUCGCAGCAAGCAAGUAACGUCUUUGAAAUACCGGAUGUGAGCGUAUCGUCGGAAGUAACAAGAGAUAAAACUCCCUUGCCUUUCGAAGACAUACCGGGCCCGGUGGCUUUGAAGAUCUUUGAAAAAUAUUGGAAAUACGUACCUCUGCUUGGUACGCAACUAAUUUGCAGCCUGCUCAUCAACAGAUUAACUCUGGGUCAGCUGAAGUGGAACCGAAACGUGAUGCCGUUGAAGUACUUGUUUAACCAGUACGGACCCAUAGUUCGCAUCCAUGGACCCAUUUCUGGUGACAUAGUCAUGAUCCACAGGCCAGAACACAUUGCUGAAGUUUACAAACAAGAAGGUGAGGCGCCAGUCCGAAGUGGUAUCGACGUUCUGCAGCAUUAUCGGCUACACUACAGAAAAUCCAGGCUACCGGGGCCGUUUACAAUGCAAGGAACGGAGUGGACGGAGCUUCGAGCAAAUCUGGACAAACCGUUCGCCCAGCAGCUGACCCGGUAUUUUGGAAAACUCGAAAUGACGUGCGACGAGCUCGUGCAGAGGAUACGGAAAAUCCGGAACAGGCAGGACGAGGUGCCGGGCGACUUCGAUCAGGACCUUUCCCGUUGGGGCAUGGAGUCCUUUUCGAUCCUGUUGCUAAAUCGACGUUUGGGCUUCCUCGAGCCAUCGGGAUUAAAUGCAGCGUCCGAACCGGCGAGAAUAAUCGAAGCUCUUACCAGUGCGCAUCUAUAUCUCAGUCGCUGUGAGAGUGGUUUCCAAGUUUGGCGGUUCUUCGAGACGCCGUAUACCAGGAAACUGUUCGCAGCCUGUGACGUUAUUGAUGGAGUGAUCGGGAAGUACAUUCGACAAGCUCAGAACAAAUUACGCAAUCGAUCAGCCUCCGACUACCAGGAGAAAAAUUCAACCGCGGACAAUGUCGAGGACAACGGUUCUCCAAUCCUAGAUAAGCUGAUCUUGGAUCAAGAGAUGCAGCCUGACGAUAUAUCGACUCUGAUAAUGGACAUGAUCAUUUUAGGUGUUCAGGCGACAACGAAUAGCGAGGCUUUCCUCCUGUACUACUUGGCAAGAAAUCCAAGAAUUCAACGCCAACUGUACGAAGAGAUUGGUGCUUUGAUGCCGAGCAGAGGGUCGGAGCUGACCCAAUAUUCAUUGAAGAAAAUGCCGUACCUACGUGCCUGCAUAAAAGAAUGUCUCAGACUCAGACCAGCAUUCCCAUACGUGACACGAGUUCUCCCAAAGUCUAUCACUCUGCACGGAUACGUGGUUCCGAAAGACACGUACGUCAUAAUGGCUAAUCAGAUAUCGUCACACCGGGAGGAAAAUUUUGAAGAUCCGGAAAAGUUCAAGCCAGAAAGGUGGCUGUCGAAUAACGCGGAGCGUGGCGAACACCAAGCGUUCAGCUCUCUACCUUUCGGUUACGGGGUUCGAUCUUGCUUGGGAAAACAGAUGGCCGAGACAGAGAUGAUGCUGCUGACAGCAAAGCUGAUCCGCGAGUUCAGAAUCGAGUACGACUACGCUGACAUCGGCAGUAACUACAUGGUGGUCAACGUCCCCAACAAACCGCUGCGUUUCCGUUUCGUGGACAGAGACUAGCAGCAUUCACCUGGGCGUCGGAGCCCGCAGAUGUAUUGAGUGAAGAGACGUUGUGAGGGUGAGCAGCGAACAACGUCACGUGAAGCUGAACUAUCCAUUUCCGAUGUGUCGGUACUGGAACCAUUUUUUGCAAUCGCACUGAUUUUUCGGAAUGAGUGUUGUUGCAGCAUGCUUUUAUACAAAGCCAUUUCACUUGUUAUUGGAAUAAAAACUGUGUUUGCCCUU
Neodiprion fabricii is the source of this 2199-nucleotide messenger RNA. Its product is annotated as probable cytochrome P450 12a5, mitochondrial. NCBI's taxonomy places the organism in Eukaryota, Metazoa, Arthropoda, Insecta, Hymenoptera, Diprionidae. Bases 136 to 1974 code for a protein of 612 amino acids. The record is from RefSeq and is a predicted model, not a curated record. Gene Ontology annotation, molecular function: heme binding; oxidoreductase activity, acting on paired donors, with incorporation or reduction of molecular oxygen; iron ion binding. The transcript has 12 exons.